AUGGCCGCGGCGGGCGGCGCCGGCAGCGGCCGCCACUGGAUCGAGGCGGAGGCGCCCGACUUCCGCGCCCGGAUGCGCCGCCAAUACCUGCCUGCCAAAUUGGCCUCAUUUUUUCAGCCCAAGCAUACUCCCGAUGCCCCUGCGGCCCAAAGAUUUAUUGCCAUAUUGGAGGAGGAUGCAUUCAGGGGGACAAACAACAAGGUAGAGUACCUGAAAAAAAUAUCUGACAAGGUGAUCACUAUGUUGAGAAAUAAAAGCGACGAGCUGCAACGUCGAGCGCAAUUACGUAGCCAAUUGAAACAGCCUAAUGAAGCACAGGCUUUACAUGGAGGCAAUUCUUCUGUAAUGCCAGAGGCAGUGGUGUUGGCUAGUCCAGGGCCUACCUCUCAGUCUAUGACACCUCAAACUCCAGGUCUAGUGCCAAACCAGCACAUCCUUCACCCUUACACGUCAAACAUGCAUAUUCAGGUUGAGCAAAAGUACCCUGUUCUGGAUCACCGUCCAAACUUUCAACCGAUGGGAAUCACUACAGCAGGGUCGGGUGUCCAGUCCCGUCCAUGGCCGAGGCAGCCAGGAACCAGUCAAAGUCAGAGCCAAUACAUGGCCAGGCAACUGCAGCCUACGAAUUUUGUAAGCUGCACCCCAACAAGUGUGUCAAAGCCCUUUAUUCGGCCAAAUUCUCAGCAAAAUCACCUACUUGGCCAAAAUGAUAGUGCCAUUGGAGUGCGACAGCCGCAGAUGACAAGGUUGGAUGAAAUUUUGAGAGCCAACCAACAAGAGAUGGGCACACAAAGUUACCAAAUGCUUGGAGCACAACAAGCUGAGGUCUCCAAGAUGCAGCCUGGUCAGCUUAGAAGACAGAAUAAUCAGCAAGAUGCUAGGCAAACAGGUCUAUUAUAUUCGCCAUUCAAGGCAUGUGAACCUGAGCCCAUGACUCCACCUGUACAACAGAUUCCCGGUCCUCAGCAAAGCUCUUUGCUUUGUCAGAACUCUCAGAUUCCAGCUACAAUGGGGAGUGCUAGAGAAUAUGAUCUCAAGGAGGAAAUAUUUUGUAAGAUCAAGUCUUGGAAAGAUGCUUAUUUUCCUCAAUUUUUGGAACUGGAUCGUAGAAUUGUUCUUCCAGAGCUAACAGAGGAACAAUUCUCAUCACUACCUGAAGCAAAAGCUAAUCAAUACAAACGCAAAGCAGAUUUCAAGAAAUCAAUCAGAAGGAUACUGAAUUUAAUGUUGUUGCAGAAGAGUGAUGUGCACGAGGGUUUGAAGGUGGACCUCCCCAAGUACGAAAAGCACAUACACCAUUUCCUGGUUCUUCUCGAGAAGAAUAAAACUUGCCAUGCAGAGAUGAAUACAGGAAAUCAGUUGCAGAAUUGUGAUGAGCAGCCAAAAUCCAUCAAUCUUACUAGCAAUGCAUCCUCAAUCAGUGGUGGUAAAAGCAGAGAGCAAAAGCAACCUGCAGAUGCAAGCAUUUUGCAGUCAGGGCAAACAAGUAUGGCUAGAGCACCACUACCUCAUCAACAGAGCAAUGUCAACCACUUGCUAGGAAUACCAAGUCCUUCUUUCUCUUCACCAGGGUCAUUGCAGUCUUGGUCCUCCAGUAUGCUUGAGUCCAUGAGCCCCUCACCAGUUGCAAAUCCAGCGGUAGCACCAGCGUCAUCCUGUGCCCCGGCGCCCAUGAUCUCAAUGGACGUUGACAGCAUAACUGCCUUCUUGAUGCAUGGGAAUGCAGCAGCAGCACCACCACCAAAAGCAAAUGGUUCUAACCAGGCCACUCCUGCUGAACUGAUAACACCAGCCUCACCACUUCAAGCAGCUGGUCAUGGAGAGUUUCAAGUGCGAGGUGGAGACAGAACACCCGAGACUGAGAAGCCCAUCGACCGGCUAAUUGAUGCUAUAAGAUCUUCAUCACCGGAAGGGCUGCGCAAAUCUGUUAAUUCAAUUUGGUCUGUCCUCGGCAUCAGUGACAUUGUACCACCUGGGAAAAUCGGCACAGUGAUGGAUUGCAAAUCCUCCCUGCUGCAGCCGGGUGGAUCAAAUACUGUGAACAAAAUGAAGCGAGUUUUCAAUCCAGUAGUGUCACGAUCUGAAUCACUACUAAUGGGAAGCAUGGAUGGCAGUUACAUGUCAUUUGAGUGUGAGGCCUUGGACUCUGGAUUAAGCAGUGAGGUAAACAUCAAGAGGCAGAAAACACAGAAUGCUAAUAAGGCUCUGUUGGAAGAAAUCAAAUCUAUUAACAACAUGUUGAUCGACACAGUGGUCAGCAUAUCUGAUUACUGUGGUGUGGAUGGGAUCUCCCCCUGCAAUGGAGGGACAACAGUCAAACUGUCUUACAGCGCCGUGUCGCUUUCACCGACCACGAAAUCUCUCUUUGCGACAUCUGAAACGUCUCUUAUCUUGCCCGUGAAGCUAUUCGUCCCAGCAGAUUAUCCGAGCAGCUCUCCGGUGCUCAUCCAUGACGAAGGAGAUGGGGUGCCAAGGAAGAAUUCCAGUGCCAUCUCGGCCUCGGCGGAUGUGGCGUUCCGGCACGCCCUCGACGGUCUCCCGGAACCCCGGUCGAUUGAGGCGAUUGCCAGGGCGUGGGACGCCUGUGUGCGGAAGGCCGUGAUACAGUUUGCACGCCGGCAGGGAGGAGGGACGAUCAGCUCGAUGUUUGGUGGGUGGGAGAGAUGCGCUGCCGCAUGAGAGCUAGAUGUGUUGUUUGUUGGGUGGGACAUCUGUGACUUGCUUGUUGUGUAGGACAGAACAAACUGUAAGGUGAGGUGAGUCUGUAGAAAUGUAGAGGCUCUGGUUUCGACAUCUUGGGGCAGGGCAUGUUUGUUGAUGGUGAUCCCUGUAUAUGUAAUGUGUUGUUUUGUAAGAUGUAGAAUGGCAAACACAUGAAUGGCGGUUUACAUUCAUCUCUAGGAAUACAUGGCGGAGAAAUUUGUUCUGUAAUCGUCG
Molecule: messenger RNA, 2937 nt
Organism: Hordeum vulgare subsp. vulgare (domesticated barley)
Lineage: Eukaryota; Viridiplantae; Streptophyta; Magnoliopsida; Poales; Poaceae
Exons: 11
Coding region: 1-2679 (892 amino acids)
Molecular function (GO): chromatin DNA binding; transcription coactivator activity
Source: RefSeq, a predicted model, not a curated record